AAAAAAAAAAAAGAAAAAAGAAGAGAAAAAAAAAAACUAACAUCCUUUUGUACAAAUCUCUCUAUUUCUCAAUUCUGAGAUUGGCUUCUCACAGAGCUCCCUUCAGUCUCACACACCCAAAAAGGUUCGAAGUUUUCUCGGUGAGUUUUCUCGGGAAAAAAUCGGAAUUGGCGGGAAAAGGCUGUUGAUUCUGAGGUUUCAGAGGAUUCGGUGAAGUGGGUCGUGAUUAUUUUGGAAUAGUAUAUUAGAAUUUUGAGUGAAUUUUGAAGCUUUGUGAUGGCAAACCCAUCUGGGACCCAUCAAGAACCGGGUCACGCCUCGUCUUCAUUCAACGGCGGGGGCAACCCGAGCAACGGAAGUGUUGCUCCGGCGUCGGAGAAUUCUGGUCCUCCGGCGGGGGCGGUUGCGACGGCCACGGCGAUGAAACACAACCCGGGUAUUGCAAUGGAUUGGACACCCGAGGAGCAAUCGGUUCUUGAAGAAGGGCUCAACGCAUAUAGCUCCGAUUCUAACAUAAUUCGGUAUGCAAAGAUUGCUAUGCAAUUACAAAAUAAGACAGUUCGGGAUGUGGCAUUGCGGUGCAGAUGGAUGAGUAAAAAGGAAAAUAGCAAGAGAAGGAAAGAAGACCAUAAUUUGUCAAGGAAAAGCAAAGAUAAAAAGGAAAAAGUCACUGAACCUUCAGCAAAGUCAUCUCAUUUAGCAUCCCGAACCAAUGUUCCACCAUAUGCUAUGCCCAUGAUUCCUAUGGACAAUGAUGAUGGCAUAUCAUACAAAGCCAUUGGUGGUUCUACUGGACAGCUUCUUGAGCAAAAUGCACAAGCUUUCAAUCAAAUUUCUGCAAAUCUUGCCUCUCUACAGAUACAAGACAACAUCAGUCUUUUCUGCCAAGCUCGUGACAAUAUCCAGGCCAUCUUGAAUGACUUGAAUGACAUGCCAGAAGUAAUGCGGCAGAUGCCGCCUCUUCCUGUGAAGAUAAACGAAGAUCUGGUCAACUCCAUCCUUCCCCGCGCAUCCCACCCGGCCCUCCCAAGGCAGCCAUGAGCUUAGGAAGAGUAGUAACCAUGAACCCCACCUCAAGGGCCUCCCUCAUACAUUUUGCUGCUCUGCUUCUAUUGGGAUUUUAUCUAAUCAAAUCCCUUUUCUCUCCAUGCUAAGGAAAAACUGUGGACUCAAGAUGAUCAUCAGCCACUUCCCAACUGAAAAUUCUAGUGAUCCAUUUAUGGGAAAGUGGCAUGGUCAUUUUUUUUUCUCACUUCCUUUAUAUUUUCUUGGUGUUUUUCAUUGGAUCAGUCUCUGUAGUGUAUGGUACAGGGUGGUUUAUAGACCGUGCAGAGAUUGUGGGGGAUGAAGAGUAAUAAUGAAUGUUUUGAUGUUACCAAUUUACUUCUCUGUAUUGAUGUAAUUAGGGCUUUUGAUCUCCAUUGGCUUCAUAUUUUCCGGGAUUGGCACUGAUUGGUUACCAGGAAAAUGAGACCAGUUUGGCUUGCAGGUGAAACUUGGAUGAUGGAGUUGAAACAAUUGAUGGGUAUUUGAUUUGAACUACAAGACUUUUCUCUUGACUGGGGCCUGGGAAAAUAUUGAAAUGAGAUGAUUCAUAGCAUCCAUGAAUCUGAUUGGACUAUUUAUUGCU
This is a messenger RNA of Vitis riparia (riverbank grape), 1630 nucleotides long. RefSeq lists its product as uncharacterized. The record is from RefSeq and is a predicted model, not a curated record. NCBI's taxonomy places the organism in Eukaryota, Viridiplantae, Streptophyta, Magnoliopsida, Vitales, Vitaceae. Bases 277 to 1041 code for a protein of 254 amino acids. The transcript has 7 exons.